AUGUCCAACCGAACUAUCUGCGACGUCGACACGCCAGAUCCCUGGAUCGUGGCCGGCAACGGCAAGUUCUACUUCACAUUCACCCUCGACAACCGCAUCGAGAUCUGGGCCUCCCACACGCUUGAGAACUUCCACCAGUGCCAUAAGAGUGUGGUUUGGCAACCCGCGCCGGGCAGCCCCUGGUCCGUUAACAUCUGGGCGCCGGAGCUGCACUACCUCAAAGGCUGGUGGUACAUCUAUACUUGCGGCGCGCCGCCCGGCGUCGGGAACCCGGGCCACCGGACAACAGUGCUCCGGUCGUCGUCGCAGGACCCGAUGGAUGCCAGCGCAUGGGAGUUCCUCGGUCCGCUUAAGGGCAUGCCAGACCACUGGUCUAUCGACGCGACCGUGUUUAGCCCCAACGGGCAUGAUCUGUACUGCUGCUGGUCUGGGUGGCCCAUCGGCGACACGUCUGAUACACAGCAGGACUUGUUCCUGAUUAAACUCCGCGUACCAGAAGAGGCAAUCACGGAGACGCUGGUCUGCAUCUCCCGGGCCGAGCUGCCGUGGGAACGUCCGGAUGGGGGCCGUCGCGGGGUAAACGAGGGGCCGACGUGGGUGAACAUCCCCGGCGUAUUCAGCGGCAUCGUGUACUCCGCCGACGGGAGCUGGACAAGCGACUACAAACUCGGAUCCCCUCAGCCCAACGUCCUGGGCAAAGAGAUCAACACCACUGCUCGUCAGCCAUGA
Messenger RNA from Colletotrichum spaethianum, 729 nucleotides. RefSeq names its product extracellular exo-alpha-(1->5)-L-arabinofuranosidase. The transcript has 2 exons. Gene Ontology annotation, molecular function: hydrolase activity, hydrolyzing O-glycosyl compounds. Gene Ontology annotation, biological process: carbohydrate metabolic process. The record is from RefSeq and is a predicted model, not a curated record. NCBI's taxonomy places the organism in Eukaryota, Fungi, Ascomycota, Sordariomycetes, Glomerellales, Glomerellaceae. Bases 1 to 729 code for a protein of 242 amino acids.